UUGGUCGCCUCCGGAGGCACCGUAAUCGCGGUCCAGAAGGAAGGAGCCCGUCUCUGCGAGGAGCUGUGAUGGUGUUGAGUUUGCGGCGGGAGCCGACCGAGACGCGGCGGUCGCGGCCAUGAAGGUUUAACAUUGGGGGCCGCGACCUAAAGCGCUAGCAAACUGGAUGUGUCUGCAUCGCCAGUAGGUUACGCAGCAAGUAAUUUGACAGCUUGAGUUCUUCAAGGCGGGUGCCACAUCUAUGUGGGCUUCAUGCUGUGGACUGCUGAAUGAAGUCAUGGGAACCGGAGCUGUCAGGGGCCAGCAGGCAGGAUUCGCCGGAAGUACCGGUCCAUUCAGAUUUACGCCAAACUCUGAUUUUUCCACUACUUACCCACCAGCACCUACAGAAGGGCCUAAUAUAGUUUGCAAAGCCUGUGGACUUUCAUUUUCAGUCUUCAGAAAGAAGCACAUAUGUUGUGACUGCAAGAAGGAUUUUUGCUCCGUUUGCUCAGUCUUACAAGAAAAUCUUCGUAGAUGUUCCACCUGCCACUUAUUACAAGAGACGGCCUUUCAGCGCCCUCAGUUAAUGCGACUGAAAGUGAAGGAUCUGCGGCAAUAUCUCAUUCUUAGAAACAUACCCAUUGAUACCUGUCGAGAGAAAGAAGACUUGGUAGAUUUAGUGCUGUGCCACCAUGGGCUGGGCUCUGAGGAUGACCUGGACACCAGCAGUCUGAAUUCCUCAAGGUCCCAGAAUUCUAGUUUUUUUACACAUUCAUUUUUUUCAAACUAUACAGCACCCUCUGCUACCAUGUCUUCAUUUCAGGGAGAACUAAUGGGUAGAGACCGGACUUUAGGAUCUGGAGCCUUGGCACAGGUACAAAGUGAAACAGCAUCAGCAAACACAGAUGAUGAUGACGAUGACGAUGAUGAUGAUGACGACGAAGAAGACAACUUGGAGGAACAGGCACCUGGCAUCUCCAAGAAGAGACUGAGAGCUUCGCUCUCUGACCUGUCAAGUCUUGAAGAUGUGGAAGGGAUGAGCGUGCGCCAGCUGAAGGAAAUCCUGGCUCGGAAUUUUGUCAACUAUUCUGGCUGUUGUGAAAAAUGGGAGCUGGUAGAGAAAGUAAACCGCUUAUACAAAGAGAAUGAAGAAAACCAAAAGUCAUAUGGCGAGCGGCUGCAGCUGCAGGAAGAGGAAGAUGACAGCCUGUGCCGGAUCUGCAUGGAUGCUGUCAUCGACUGUGUCCUGCUCGAGUGUGGGCACAUGGUCACCUGCACCAAGUGCGGCAAGCGCAUGAGUGAGUGUCCCAUCUGCCGACAAUAUGUGGUGCGCGCUGUGCACGUGUUCAAGUCCUGAAGUAGAUGCUCUCCCCGAUAGGACAUUCGCCCCCAAGCUUGAACCCAGACAUUUCCGUGCACAGAAGGGACUGGAAACUUACUGUUCAAAAGUUGAAGUUAUUUUUUAAAAUUAUUUUCACUACUAACUGGGAACAAAGAUUCAUCAUAAGUUACGGCAACAUUGGUCCGUGCCAUAUGCCUGUCAGCCUGUGGACAUGCUGUUUCCCAGGUUCAGCCCGGCUUCAUCACACGUCUGUGAUCAGUAACUGCUGAUGGCAUCAGCUACUCUCCCUUUGGAGGACAUUUAUCUUCUCUUCUCCGUUCUCCUGUUUUUAGCUUAAACUACUCAGAUGUUUGAAACUUCUGUUUGGAUGAGAUCACUGUCCACAACUGACCAACAUGGUACAUGCUGAGCAGUGGUACCUCUGAAUGUUCACUUUAUUAGUCAUGGAUAUUUUAAAUGCUACUAUUUGAUGAAUGUAAGUUUCCACAUUGUUGCUAUUUCUGAAUUUAAACUUCAUUGAGAACACUGACAUUCUUCUAUAUAGUCAACUGCCAGGGCCUUAGAGACUAAUAACAUGUCCAUUUCUGUUCAGGUACAGCUUUUUAUAGCAAGGGCUGCAUCUAGCUUCUUCACUAGAAAAAAGUGUGUGUUAAAUUCUUUACUAAUGUGUAAUUGGUUUACACUGUUUUGUAUAGUGAAAGUGUAUUUUCAGUGCUACUGCUAGCUAAUUUGAACUUUAGGAAUAAAAUUAGAUUUUCAAAAAUGCU
This is a messenger RNA of Myotis lucifugus (little brown bat), 2091 nucleotides long. It is a transcript of the gene RNF34, whose product is annotated as ring finger protein 34. The record is from RefSeq and is a predicted model, not a curated record. Gene Ontology annotation, biological process: proteasome-mediated ubiquitin-dependent protein catabolic process; protein K48-linked ubiquitination; negative regulation of extrinsic apoptotic signaling pathway via death domain receptors. Bases 242 to 1339 code for a protein of 365 amino acids. NCBI's taxonomy places the organism in Eukaryota, Metazoa, Chordata, Mammalia, Chiroptera, Vespertilionidae. The transcript is spliced from 7 exons. Gene Ontology annotation, molecular function: ubiquitin protein ligase activity. Gene Ontology annotation, cellular component: plasma membrane; cytoplasm.